Messenger RNA from Solea senegalensis (Senegalese sole), 1118 nucleotides. RefSeq names its product transmembrane protein 241 (gene slc35d4). Lineage: Eukaryota; Metazoa; Chordata; Actinopteri; Pleuronectiformes; Soleidae. The record is from RefSeq and is a predicted model, not a curated record. The transcript has 15 exons. The coding region runs from base 121 to 1014 and encodes 297 amino acids.
GCUGCGAGGGAAGUUGUAGUUUGUGUGUAUGUGUGUGUGUGUGUGUGUGUGUGUUGUUUGGAAUCAGGCUUCGCGAUCAUGGGCCGUUAACGGCAGCAUGUCACCGCUGCUCGGAUCAACAUGCAGUGGAGGCGACACAUGAACGGCUGCGCCUUCAGCCUCCUCUUCGUUUUGACUUAUUUCACCAACAAGUUUGUCCUCUCUGUGUUAAAGUUUACAUAUCCAACAUUAUUUCAAGGAUGGCAGACAUUCAUCGGGGCUCUUCUUCUCCUCCUCUUUGGAAAGCUGGGAUGGGUGGAAAUGAGCCACAUCAGCAGGACCGCGGCUCUGCCUUGGCUCCCGGCCUCGCUCAUCUUUGUCGGAAACAUAUACGCUGGCUCCAGAGCUUUAUCACGCAUCGAAAUCCCUUUCUUCUUCACAUUACAGAACUCCUCUCACGUAGUUAGUCACACCAUCCUGAGGGUUGUCCACAGAGAGAAGAUGCAGUGGCUGAAAUUUCUCAGUGUUUGCCUCAUGCUGUUUUCAGCCAUCAACCUUCCCUUGUAUGACCCUCAGUAUGACCUCAGUGGUUACCUGUGGGCUGUGGUUCAUCUACUCUGUGUUGGUGCACACAGGGUGUUUAAGGUUCACUACAAGCCCAGUAAUUUAAGUGACCUUGAACAACGAUGCAUCGACUACGUGUUCAGUGUACUGAUGCUCGCUGUAGCCGCUCAUCCAACAGGUGACCUCAUGGGGGCCCUGGAGUUCCCCUCCCUUCAGUCUCACACAUUUCACUGCGGCUGCUGUGCCAGUGCACUGCUGGGGUUUUUGUUGCUGCUGGCCACCGUCAAACUAAAGAGUGGACUAUCGCUGGAUCACUUUAGGUUCUGGAGCUUUUUGUCAAAGGUUACUGCCAUGUCCCUCUCCCCAUUAGUUUUCUCAAUGGACGUUAAUGCUGCAGCUUUGAUUUGUGUGGUGGUCAGUCACAUCGGGGAGGCCCUGCUGUUGUAUUCUGACAGAGAAUCUCCACUGUGACAAACGUCUCUCUCUCUUUGUUCAGAGAAUAUUUAUUUUUCCACAUUAUUUUUGUAAAAUCUCAUGUAAAUUGGUGACCAAAUAAAUGUAUAUCCGUGAACAUA